Molecule: messenger RNA, 609 nt
Organism: Lactuca saligna
Lineage: Eukaryota; Viridiplantae; Streptophyta; Magnoliopsida; Asterales; Asteraceae
Source: the annotation of a GenBank genome assembly
AUGAAAGAGAACAUCGAGCUGACCUCAGCCGCAGCAGCAGCAGCAGGCAUAGUAAUCUUCAUGGAGCUUAAGUUUGUUUGUCUAACGUCGCUUAGAUAUUUCUUGAUCUCUUACAUGUUCGUAGAGUGGGUAAUACUAUUGCACGAUUGUUAUGCACUUUGGGCAAGACCCAUGUGGCGGUUUAUGUCCGCCACCCAAACGGCCACUACUCUAACUGUCGCCAAUCAACCACAAGACACCAGAAAGCUUUGUUGUCAUGGUAACAAGAAAUCAUUAGGAGUAGAUAUGAACAUAAUUAUGGAAAGAUUAGGAAUGGUUUGGGAUCAUGAUGAUGAUAAGAGACGAAUUAUCGUCUCUGAGGAGAUAUUAGAUUUGUUCGCUGAAAAGGAGCCAAGCUUGGACGAAGUGAAGGAAGCUUUUGGUGUGUUCGAUAGAAAUAAAGACGGGUACAUAGAUGUAAAAGAGUUGCAAUAUGCGCUUUCUGAGAUGGGGUAUUUAAGAAUAUCGGAAAGUGAUUGUAGACGAAUGAUUGAUUGGUAUGAUGUCGACAAAGAUUCGAAGAUUAGUUUCAUAGAGUUUUUGAGGCUCAUGGAAGACUGUUUUCGGUGA